UACAGCAAGCUAAAGAUCUCAUUUACGGAAUCACGAAGGAGAUUUCCGAAUCCGACGAGUGUAAAAAGUACCAUUUUAAUUCAAAAGUCUAAUCACUGUUGUAAUAACUGAAGUGUAAUAACUUAAUUAGAUGUAUGAGAAAACUAUUAAUAAAAUACUUUAGAACUAUAUUUGAAGCUAGUUAGUUAAUGAUUGAUAUCAUAUUAGCUAAAUAUGUUCACAACCACAAAUAGUUCGUAUAAAUAGGGCUUCCUACAAAUUAAUGUACAUCACUAACCCUUGAGACUUCGCAGUGCGUUGGUUAUACAAUUCAUUUUCUAUCAUGGAUGAAAUCGAAGACGCAAAAAGUAAUUUCUUUGAGUGUGAAGACAGUAUGGAUUGCCAUAUGGUUAACAAGUGUCUUGAAAUAGAAGACGUCGAAUUUAUAGCAGAUACUUCACAACGAUUCUGGGAAUUAUGUACCUUUGGAGGAAACGACUCCAAAAACGAAAAUAGCGUUAUUCGCCAAUCCGGAGGAGGGAUCAAAAGGAAAGCUGUGGAUAUUGCAGAUGCAGGACCAUCUAGUGCAGUUGAAAUUUCGGAAAAUUAUGAAGAAAAGAAAUUAUGCGAAGCUUGUAAUAUAUGGGUAAGACAACGAUAUUUUUCAAAUCAUUUGAAAAGUAAUAUUCACAAGAACAAAGUUAUAGAACACAACACCCAUGAAUUAAGUAAUGUUAGUUUAAUCAAUUCUGCGUUUGGAUGUCGAAUCCGCACUUACAGAAUAGGAUCAGAUAAUCAAGAGACUGAAUUCGAAACUCCUGAAAUAUUUUUUGAAUCCAUAAAAAAUAAAAUUCAGGCCUUAAUAAAGGAAUGUUUAGAUGAGCUUACGAUAAUUAAUAUUAAUUUUAUAGUGCAUGCGGAGUUUGUGCAGGAAACCAAAGAUCUAAAAAACGUUUUUGAUUUUCAAAGUUUUAAUUAUAACUUUUGUAUUGGAGACGAUUAUGACCCGCUCAUUAAAAAAGUAAAGGACACGUUAUGUACACACAUGAGUGAAUUUGAGAAAAAAGACAGUGGAUGGUCCUUAAAGAAGAUUUUGUUUGUAGACAUGAAUGUCAACAAAUUUAAUCCUUUGAGAGGAUCAUCUUAUUUGGAUUUACCAAAGGAUAUCAAAAGUAAAAAGGCAGUGAUAAAUGUACAAAAUAAUGAUCACCAAUGUCUUAAAUGGGCUUUGUUGUCUGGUAUCUUUCCUGUUGUAAAAAACGCUAACAGAACUACCUCAUACAUGCAGCAUCAAAAUAAGUUAAAGUUUGACGGCAUACGUUUUCCUGUAAAAUUAAGUGAUAUAAAAAAAGUUGAAAAGUUAAAUGACAUAAGCAUUAAUGUAUUUGGGCUUGAAUAUGAUAGCAUUUCGAAAAGAAACAACAUAGUUGGGCCCUUGCAUUUUACCAAAUCAAGGAAAGAAAGACACAUUAAUCUUUUGUAUUUAAGCAAUGGUAAUACGGGCCAUUACUGCUUUAUUAAGAAUUUAUCGCGAUUAGUUAAUAGGCAAAUAACUGGUCGUCAUGAUGCAAUUCAUAUUUGUGAUGGUUGUCUCUUAUAUUUUUUUACCGAACAAAAGUUGAAAAAUCACCAGAAAAAUGAUUGUGCUCAUGUUGUAACAGAGCUACCUGACAUUGAAAAGACGAACAAAAAAAAUUGGUUUGAGGAAAUGAAGCCUAGUAAUAAAAUUUUGUUUGAUGCAUUUAUACGAAAACACAAGUUACCAUUUGUAAUUUAUGCGGACUUCGAAUCGUUUCUGAAACCUAUAUCGAACUCUAACGCAAAUUUAGAUUCAUCAAAACCGUUUACAAAUAAUGUUCAACAGCACGAAGUUUACAGCUACGGCUAUUACAUAAAAUGUUCAUAUGACGAUAACCUUUCAAAAUAUUGCACUUAUACUGGACCUGAUUGUGCUAAGAAUUUCAUGCUAAGCGUAAGCAAAGAUGUUGCUCAAAUCCAACGUAAGAUUUGUUUUCAAAAAGCUCCAGUUCCCCUAACUUCAGCGGAUGAAGAAACUAUUAACAGAACAAAACAUUGUUUUAUUUGUAAUAAUGAGUUACUAUUAGACUGCGUUGAACAUUAUGAAUGGAGUACUGGUCACUUCGAAGGACUAGCACAUUCAUUUUGCAGUUCCAAGUAUAAGACACCCCGCUUUGUACCCAUAUUUUUACAUAAUUUAAGUAAUUAUGAUGCUCAUUUUAUUGUACAUGCAUUAAAUUUUGAUGAAGGUGAGAUUUCAAUUAUUCCUCAAAACAAAGAAAAAUACAUUUCCUUUUCAAAAAAAAUACGUAUAAAUGGACAAGAAAUUAGUUUACGGUUUUUAGAUUCUUUCAAGUUUAUGUCCGAAAGCUUGGACAAACUCGCUCAUAAUCUAGAAAUAAACCAAUUUAUAGAGUUACGAAAGCAAUUCCCGCUCCAAGAUGACAAAGACUAA
Messenger RNA from Cydia pomonella (codling moth), 2452 nucleotides. RefSeq lists its product as uncharacterized. The record is from RefSeq and is a predicted model, not a curated record. Bases 323 to 2452 code for a protein of 709 amino acids. The transcript has 2 exons. NCBI's taxonomy places the organism in Eukaryota, Metazoa, Arthropoda, Insecta, Lepidoptera, Tortricidae.